AAACAGCUGACAUUUUCUUUUUAUUCCAAUAAAAGAAUGGUGGCAUCUCAGCUUAACGAAACGUCAAAAAAUGCGAAAAGCAGAAAGAAAAACGACGAAAAACAAAUUAAUUCCUUGCUUGCAAAGUGGUAUACACAUAGUUUUCUGAAUAUUUUAAUAUACUUUUAAAAAAUUAAGUAAAAUAAAACGUUUAUUUAUUUUGUAUUAUUAGACAUAACCAUUUUCGCAUAUUAUAGAAUGGCUUUGUCAGUACCCAGUGUUCAAAAGAGAAGCCGGACCACAGCAGAACAACUAAGUCGCAUGGUGGACUUUUUGGCAGAAACGCCGGGAUUGGCAGGAUCAAGGUUCCAGAAGCUUCAUGGCAAGUCGGACUGCGACAAGAAGUGGAGUGAGCUAGCGUCAAUGCUGAAUAGCCUUGGUGGUUCGGUGAAGAACGUCGACCAAUGGCGCACAGUAUGGAGGGAUUUGAAGAGCCGUACUAGUAUUAAGGUGCGUGAUAGAAAACGAAAGCAGGCAAUGACGGGAAACAAUCCCAUUAAUGAAGAGCCACCCACUGAGCUAGAGAGGCGUGUGAUUGCCCUUGUCGGUAGCGACUAUGUGCAGGGCCAUGAAACUGUGUCUGAAAGUGUGCCAGUGGAAGUCAUUAGGAACUCCAACUUCGUAUGGAAGAGAGUGAUGAAAGUGUCAUCAUCGAGAUGUCAUCCCACGAAGUGAGCAUUGAGAUUUGCACAUCGUCUCCUGUAACUCCUGCAGGAAAAACGCCUCGUAGAGGUGCAAAAAGAAAGCGUGUGGACGGUGGUACCGAGGCCCAAAAAAAAUUUUUGGAAAUUGCUCAGA
Molecule: messenger RNA, 837 nt
Organism: Rhagoletis zephyria (snowberry fruit fly)
Lineage: Eukaryota; Metazoa; Arthropoda; Insecta; Diptera; Tephritidae
Source: RefSeq, a predicted model, not a curated record